AUGAAUCGAUGUAAUGAUGGUUUACCUUUUGUACCAGGAUACCGUUUCGCCGAUAUAGUAAGUUUACAAAAACAACAUAUUACUAUAUUACGGGCGACCGUUUAGCACCGAGUUCUAGGUAACUUAUAACCAAAAAUAAAUGGCCGCAAUUUGUAUAAAAAUAUUAAUUCAUCAAAUAGAAUAAACAUUAUUAAAAAAACGUUGUUAACUCGGUGGAAUGGUCUUUCGCGAAGGCGCUCGUGACAGUUCCAGACUCGCCGGAGAAGACGUUAUCGGCGGUUCGUGUUUAUAUCCAGGACUCCCGAAUAGAAUUUGCUUACUACGUGCUUUUCGACAAAAACACGUUGUUUCGUAGCUGGGCGAUAACGUUUUUACGAGAGGGUUUACGUAUUUAAAUCCUUGAAUUCUUAUGAACGAUUUUAGAAUGCGUGCAUUUGGGCUAUAAUAAAAAUAACAUUUCGCCGUGUUUGCUUCCCGGGCACUCAUUUUUACUUAUCGGACGUAGUCUCACUUUUUUUGUCAGGCAAAGGGCAUAGAAAGCGAAAUUUACCAGUUAAAAGGUCUACAUUUACAAAUAGGUAUCCUAUUUAGGUAUAGGUAUAGGUACUCCUAAGUACUAUCAUUAUAUUUUUCGAAAUUUAGUAUAUGUAGGUAAAGACUAAUAAUAAUAUUAAUUUGUUCAUCUUUAUAUUUUUAAAGAAAACCAACUAUCGGAAGAGUUCGUUUUUUGGAUACAGAAACGGAUAUGCCGUGAAUGCCGAGAAAUCUAUAGGCAUCGGAUCAAACACCCCUCUAGACGUAGAGAGUGUUUAUAAUUCUGAAAUACCAAAAGACAAUAGGUCAGUAAAAUAUAAUUGAAAAUAAAUAAAUACGAAACAUACAAUUUAUUUAAACAUAAUGUAUAUAUAUAUAUAUAUAUAUAUAUACGUAUAUUUUAUUUUAUUAUUUUAUUUUAUUUACAUUGUUGUAAUAGAGAUACCUAAAACUAACAGUUAAUAUGUAUUUUAAUUAACUAUAGUUACGACCUAGUUACGUUGACUUACGGUAUUCCCAAGGACCCGCCUUCGCCACAUUUUAAACCACAAUUCGUAUUAUUCGAUGGGAUAGUUUUGUCUUUCAGAGGAUUCACCAUAGAGACUAUAGAACCGCCCUCGAAAAUCACGUACAGAGUGCGCCAUGUUAAAAUCUGCUACUACAUGGUCGACAACACUAUUUCAGUAUCGGAAACUCCUAUAUUGGUAAGACUUCUUAAAUUAUUAUUAAGUCCUAUAGAGUAAUAAUCUUCGCUUACAUAAUGUAUAUAUAUAUAUUGUAUACUCAUCCGAAACUACUCAUCCAAUCGCUAUACGUUUACUACCUAAAAGGUAAGUAGUUAAAGCUGGAUAAAAAAUAAUUAUUUUGCAAUUAUGUGACCUGAAUUUAGAAGGUUGAAUUGUGUAAUGGUUGGUCUAGAUAGAUAGAGGUUGUUAAAGCAAGUUUUAUGAGGAAUCAUAGGAACAAUAUGUUUAUAUCUGGUGGAGAAUUCUAAGGGAGAUUUGACUAAUGAAAGGACCAGAGGUAUCUCAUGUGAUGACGUUUAAUUGGAGUGAAAUAAGUAUGAGGAAGUUGGAUACGAGAGGGACAUGGAUGGAGUAAAAAUUUUAAUGUAUCAUACAUUCAUAUCCAAUGAAUAAUUUCUUAGUUACAGCCGUUUUAAUUAUGCAUGAUAACAAUUAAUAUUCAAUACAUUACUUAUGCGAUAAAGAAUUACAAUCAGCAUAGCAAUUCUUUACCUUUUAUUGAAUAUUAAUUGUUUUCACGCCUAUUUUUUAGAUAUGACGUGGCUAUAAUUAAGAAACUAUUAAUCGAAUAUGAAUGCAUGAUACAUUAGCAUUUUUAAAAUAAUAUUGUUUACAAAAUGGCUAUUUUAAAUAUUUUCUAAAGUGAAUAAAUAAAGUUAUUCUUUUUUUUAUGUUUAAGGGAUGAAAAUAAAAAUGUAAUUUUUCUCUAAAUCGAUGUUCCCUCAAAGACAAACCGACUGAAAAAAAAAUAAUCGAAUACAAUUUAAUAUUAACAGCCUUGGAAAAAUCCAUCGAACACGGUGGGACACAUUGUAUAGGUACAAUUAGGAAUUACAUUUUGCUGGGCUAAAACUAUACAACGUUUACAGUAUAAAAUAUAAAUAACUUUAUUCACGAUAUUAAUGAUAAUAAUAAUAAUGACAUUUUUAAAUAAACUUGUACCAAAUUAUGUAAACAGAAUAUAUUUACAUAAAUACUAAUUAAUAAUUAACUAGGUGUCUAUAUUAGAGCAAUGCAGUUUCCUGUUUUCAGUUGCAAAUAAAAUUAUUCGAUUUUUUAAGUAUUUUUAUCACUUAAAAAUAUAAAAGGCUAAUACAAUAAUAAUAUAAUUCCAUACGAAUAUAACUAAUUUAAUUAUUUGCGGGGGCUAACAAAUAUUUGAGCAUUCUAAACACUCCCUAGCCUCCAUCUAACUGCGCCUAUGUGUAUGCUCAAAUGUUUUUUUAUAUACAUAUCUCGCUCAAAUAUGUCUUCGCUUUUUAUUAGCUAGGUGACCAGAACUAUCAAUUUUUCAUGAUACCAAUAUUAUUACUAUUUUUUGUUAUGUUCUUUUUUCCUAAUCAACGUCACAGAACGCAGGUUACGUGCAGGGUAUGAUAUCAAAACGGAGUCGGGUACCGAAUCCAAAUCGUCGGGGCCAAAUGUAUUACUAUACCGACCUGAAUGUUGGCGUAGAACUGUUGAUAAAUACCAAGACGUACAAAUUGUGUAGUUGCAACUCUUUUACAAGAGAUUACAUGACGAAAGAAGGUAUUUCGGUACACCCCAAUGAAACUAUGCCUGAAGACCCUUACUUGGUCGAAAGACACCGCAGAUUGGUACAGACCACUUUGCCAACGAAAACUUCGAAAGAUUGCGACGAAGUCGAACACCUUAAACUAAAACGGUUCAUCGAGUACGACGGGAAAGUACUGAGGUACAAAUAUUAUAUAAUCAUUUAUACCGGUUACAAGUAAUAAAAAAAAGAGUGAAUUUUUCAAAAUAAAAAAAAUAAUAAUAAUACAACCAACUAUAUAUACAAAUUAAUUAAACCGUAAUACUGCAGUUAUUCACAUUUUCCAUUCCAAAAAAAAAAUUUUAAAAUUUAGACGCAUAUACUCUUUCUGUAUUCGUUCUGUAUAUAUAUAUAUAUAAUGUUGUUUGUAUCAAAAAGAGGCGUGUCCGGCUGAAAGAAAAGGGAUAUGGUUGUCAGCCGUCCGUCAAUCAUAAUAUAUAUUCAUAGCCAACAUGCCUAUUCAUAAUCAACAUACUUUAAUUUUUUAAUUUUUUUUUUAUUGCCAUUACCUACUUACACACUGAUAUUUUACUGUAUUUAUCAGAUUCUAUGCAGCGUGGUACCACAACGAAUCCGAAGCGGGAUUCGAACCUCCGUAUUGGAGAAAGUUUCUAGUCGCUUAUUACUUAGUGAACGACCAAAUAGAAAUAAACGAAUUACAUCACGAGAAGAACGAGAUUUUAUUUCCUUCGUUUUUAAAGAAAAUGAAAUUACCAAUGAAUUUGAAAAAUAUACCAUGUAAGUAAAAGUAACUCAUAUAUUACCGUGAUCUUUUCGAAUUUCCCUAUAUAAUGUAAACCUUUGCAUUUGUGAAAUAAUUUUUCGUUAUUACCAAUGUAUUGAAUUCGAAAUUUUUUUAAUUUAUGAGGAGGUUGUUUUUGAUUUUCUCAGUAGUUUUCCCAAUAAAUGGGAAAAAUCUGGAAAAAACACGAGAAAACUGUAGGGAAAUCUGGAAAAUAGGUACAAUAUUAAAAAAAUAUUAUUAAAGAAAAUAUACAGUACGUAUUUAAUUAUUUUACUAUAAUAUGACAUACAUUGGUGACAAAGCAUUACUAUCAAUUGAACUUCACUCAUACUCGUUAUUGUUGAUUACAGGUAUAAAUUCAAUAAUUUUAUGUAUACCUUCACAACCGUCCCUAGUAUCAACUCUAUUUUUAAAAAGCUAAUAUUCUUAAUGUAAUACUCGACAAUAUUGAUUAUUUGUAGCAAUCAUAACAUACGAAAACUUGAAUGAGAAUGUAAAUAAAGAAUGUCAACGAUUUUACAAAGCAACGGAUCUUAUAAUAGGAAAUACUAUUUGUGUAAUGGGUCGUAAGUAAGUGCACAUAAAAUCGCGAUUCAUAUUUGUUAAUAUUUUAUUUUGAAUUUCAUUAUACUUUUUCUUUUUUAGAUUUAUACUGUAUGACUGCGAUGAUUUUACACGAGAUUAUUUCAAAAAUAAUCUUCAAAUAGUUCAACCCGAUCGAACAAAUAUUAUGGACCCUGCAAAGAACGAAUUGAAAAGAAAGGUAAUAAAAAGCAUUCAAAUUAACAUCACAUAUUGAUAAAAUAUAUUUAUAUUUCAUGCUAUCUUCAUUCUCAUCAUUCUUAGAUGAUCUUCAUUUAAUCGUUAAGCUUUAGUUAAAAACACAAUUUUGCAAUCUUUUGAAUGUAGCGUCCAAACGGACAUAAUUUAUACAGAUUUAAAUAAAGCAUUCGAAUGAUUUAAUCAAGUAAUCCUAUAAAAUCAUAAUUUUGUAUUUUCCUUAUCUCAUUAGUAUAUUCUUACUUUUUUUUAUUAUAAUUACAACAUUUUUAAAAUGUCAAAUUAACAUUUGCCUUCGGGGUUUAUCACUCACAAUUGUGUAUGUUCAUUAAUGAUGUAAUGCUUCUGAGUCAUAAGCAGAGCAAAUAAAGGCGCAGUUAGUUUUCAAAUUUCAAGAAAUAGUCCAUUUAUAACUUAUUUAAAACUAUUUAAUGCAUUUUGCUUUAAUAAAUAAUGCAGUAAAUUAUAAUUACUCUACCUUUGGAUCUUACCUCGACCAAAUAUAGAAUUAAAAAAAUCUUGGUGUAGUGUUUAUCUCGGAAUUAAAUUUUUUCAUUAUAUUGAGAUAAUAAAGAAUGAAUAAACCUGCACUUUAGUAUUUAUUAAAAGAACAUUUUAUUCGUUUUACGAUCUAUCAGUUUUAAAAAAAAUCUCUACUCUUCUCACAUUUGAUCCAAUUUACAGUUCUGCUCUUUAAUUUAUAUUAAUAAUAAUCUACAAGUAUAAUGCAUCUAAGUGAGACGAUAGACCCUGUUCAUAAUAAUCGUUUGCUUUAUAUCUCAGUUAAAUUUAAUGGUCCCAGGCCAUCUCAUGGGCUUUACAAAAAUGUUUUCAAUUUUCUUUAUCUACCUCCACUUAGUCACAGAAAUUUUGUUCUUGCUUUCUAUGUUCUUACAGAACCUUAUUUUAAAUUUACCCGCUGCCCGAAAUUCCUUUAUUUUUCCACUUCAUAUAAUAAACUCCUCCAGCACAAGAAAUCCAAAAAUUGUCUACCUAAUCUGUUCUAAUAUAUAUAUAUUAAUAAUAAUAAUAUUAAUAUAUAUAUAAAUUAAUAAUAAUAAUAUAUAUAUAUAUAUAUAUUAUUAACUCUCCUUUCAACCUUUUAAUGAUUAAAGGUAUAGGAUAUAGUAUAUGUUUAAUAGAUUUUAGAAUUUUGUGUAAAAACUGCUCUUACCAAAUUUGCAAUGGAACUAGGGUCCGUUUAUUUGAUUUCAUAAAUAAACAAAAAGUUGUUUAUAUAAUCGCUAUUUAUGUUUAGAUGUAUCCACCUCACAAUGGGUUCGGUGAUCCAGACGAUACGCUGCGAAAUUGUGUGUCAUUUAGACUUCAGCCACCGAAAUCCAAUUUCUUAAACUUUAUAAAAAACCUAAACAAUAUUUUACGAUAUAAAAUGAAAAUGGUACCAGUGAAUAAAGAAGACCAUGACCGUCCUUUCUGUAUGGAAUUUAACCUUGCCAAUGAUAAAAUGACAAUAUUAGAAAAAGCCUCUCGUGGCUUUUUAAAGGGAAAAUUCAUGUCGGCUUUUCGACUGCGAAAACCCGGAUUUCCGGUCGAAGAAAAUAUUUUUUACGGGCCAAAAGAUUUCGCAAUCGGUAAAUAAUAAUUAUGUACAGUGGAUUCCACCUAAUGUGGGCACCGGUUAAUAUGAGAAAAAUAGUCUGCUCCCUAUACAAAUGUAUAUUAACAAGGUUAACAAAAAAAAAGCAUAAUACGGGCAUUCGUUUCGGUUUAUGCGAAAAAUUAUUAUUUUAUCAUAGCGCUAUAAUAUAUACAUACGUAUUUAAAAACGACUAAUAUAAUCAGGUUUCGUCGUAUCUAUGAGAUUGUCUUUAUCGAAAAUAAUUAUAAUAAAAAGCAUUACCAUUUGCUAUUCACUAUUUUGCCUUCGCCCCAUUGUUGGGAUACCAUUCCUCAAUCGAAAUACCUAAGUUACUUUAUUUUAUACAAGGAAAACAAUUAAAGAUUAGAUAAUAAAUGAUAUAUUAUAGUAAUUGUUAUAUACGAUAAAAAUAUUAUUCGGGGUUUCAGGAUCUAAAAUACACGUCAGAGGAUCGGUGUUCUCUAUUGUCGAUCUUGACGAAUGGACAUACCAAUUUAUGAUAAAAAAUCCAGACAUUUUCACGCAAGAUGCUAUUGAAGGAGUUAAAGAUCAUUUUAUAAAUAAACGCUUACUAGAAUAUGCGCGAAAAAUGCCUGAACAAGAAUUCAAAAUGUUGCCACCCGUAGUUAUUAGCGGAAAAACGAAGAAUGGUGAUUGUGACGUGUGA
This is a messenger RNA of Cinara cedri, 6627 nucleotides long. NCBI's taxonomy places the organism in Eukaryota, Metazoa, Arthropoda, Insecta, Hemiptera, Aphididae. The record is from the annotation of a GenBank genome assembly.